Kickxella alabastrina is the source of this 624-nucleotide messenger RNA. RefSeq names its product major facilitator superfamily domain-containing protein. Lineage: Eukaryota; Fungi; Kickxellomycota; Kickxellomycetes; Kickxellales; Kickxellaceae. The record is from RefSeq and is a predicted model, not a curated record. Gene Ontology annotation, biological process: transmembrane transport. Gene Ontology annotation, molecular function: transmembrane transporter activity. Gene Ontology annotation, cellular component: membrane. Bases 64 to 624 code for a protein of 186 amino acids. The transcript has 3 exons.
UGUAUUUUCAAUAUCCAUAGUUUAAACACCCAACAUUUUGCAUAUUAUUAUAAACAUAAAACAAUGAACAAGCCCUAUGCCAUUGUCAGCAAAAUAGGAGCUAUGCGCUCAACGCCAGCAGCUAUAGUCGCAUUUACAUGCUUGUCCUUACUUGUAGAUAACAUUGCAUAUUCAAUUGCGUUUGCUUUUCUGCCACACGUAUUCGAUGACAUGAAGUUAGCGUCAGAAUCGCAGCUGGGCAUUGUUACAACGUUGUAUGGUGUUGGCACAUUUAUAACAAGCAUUAUAUCCGGCAUCGUCAGUGACAAAAUGGGUCGUCGCAAACCAUUAAUGCUCAUUGGCGCGGUUGGCUACGGGAUUAGCGGGAUUGUGUUGUUCUUUUCGCACAAGUUUUGGCAUAUUCUCGUAUACAAGCUGGUCAACGGAUUGGCGUCCGGGUGCAUUUAUCCACUAUCCAUUGCUAUUAUUGGUGAUGUCUAUCCGCAGAAGCUGCUUGGACUAAAAAUGUCAUUUAUUCAAGUGUUUGGGAAUUUAGGAUACAUGGUUGGACCCCUUAUUGGUGGUGCGUUGUAUGACAAGGUGGGCGUUCAUGGAUCGGCGACACUAUUAAUUGAAAGGUCAUAA